Pseudomassariella vexata is the source of this 2592-nucleotide messenger RNA. Its product is annotated as nitrogen permease regulator of amino acid transport activity 3-domain-containing protein. Bases 287 to 2467 code for a protein of 726 amino acids. Lineage: Eukaryota; Fungi; Ascomycota; Sordariomycetes; Amphisphaeriales; Pseudomassariaceae. Gene Ontology annotation, biological process: positive regulation of autophagy; cellular response to amino acid starvation; TORC1 signaling. The record is from RefSeq and is a predicted model, not a curated record. The transcript has a single exon. Gene Ontology annotation, cellular component: GATOR1 complex.
CAAUUCCGUUGAACAUCAUCUCAUCACUCAUCAAAAUGAAUUCUCAACACAACAUCUGUGGAUUUGGAUUUGAUUGACAAGACGAUUUUUUUUUUUCACUUUGUCGUCGUUCAGGAAUGGGUGGAGUGUAGAUUAUCGUUACGAACUCUACCUGCAAUGAACGGUGCCAAACUUGCGUGGACGGAUGCGACAGAACCACAAACCUGCUCACCGUUUGCUAUCAGAGCAAUUUUGACGGAAUUACACAUUACUUAACGUGCCAAACUUCCCAAGAGGCUAGGUAAAGAUGGCUGUGCCCAUUCUCCCCAAUCCAUCCAACUUUCUGGGUGUAGCCCUGGUUAUCAACCGAUCCAGAGACGGGCCCCGUUUCGUCUUCCACUACCCGCCCAAAAUCCCGCCCAUCAGUAAGCAUAUACCCAACAAAGGAACCCCCGAUAAACUGGACGACGACGACGUGCUCCUGGACUGUAUACCUGAACCAAACAGGGGCAUUACAACAGGGCCAAAAGGCGUGGACCUCACACAGUGGGAUCAUGAUGAGCAUUUGGAGACCGACAGUGGCUCCCAGGUCGUCCCAUGGGAACAUGUCGGCGGAUUCCCCACCAAAGACCUCGAGAGUCUCCUAACGCCAGCCCGGGCAUUUCACAAGAAGCUCUUCCAGAUUUCCCUGGACCAACUAUACGCCGUCUCGUAUCCCAUUUACGCACCUGAAAGUGGCCUCUGGAAGAAGAAAAAGAAGCAAGCGAAAUCGCGGCCUAGCAACAGCAAGUUUGGUGGUGAGGAUGGCGAUGCAAGCAUAAAACCUGACGAAUCAGUCACCCUCGCUGAAGAUGUGCCUCCGAUCGAAAUCAAGGACAUGGCGACCGAGACGGAAGGGGCCGAUGAGGCAGUAACCGAAGGAAAGAAGAGCGGUAUGACCAUGUUCAACCUGGUGUUCAUCCUCAAUCCCAAGAAGCACGAGGCCAAACAACUGGUCGACACGCUCUACUUCCACAUCAUUCGCAAGAUCAACAAGGCAUACAAGUAUAGCCAGCAGCGCAGCGACUUCGUAUGGAAGGAAUCCAAGAGGAUACUUCUACUCAAAGAUAAGGGUCGUGAAGACAAGACCAGGAUGACGGCGCUAUGGCGCGAAAUACUCGAGACUUCGUCCCUCGCUUCCUCGAUGCAGGAUAUCUACGAGGCUGUCAGCCAAAACAAGAUCGCCGCACUCCAGCUUGGGACAGCAGAAGGCACCCUGACGCACUCGGUCCAGAUUCCAGUGCCAUUCUACCUUCCAGACCUCCCGUCUGACAACGAGAUUUCGGCCGCAUCUGCCGGAUCCAAAGGAUUAUGGAUCACCACAGCCAACAGCUUUGCCGAUGCCGACGCAUUGGACGACCCUUCUUUCCUCGACAGGAACUUUGCGCUGCUGCUCCUGAACGACGAAAAGAAGAUCAUCGCUGAAUUACAGGCAGACCCAGAUGAGACGACAAACGCCAUGGUCGAGUUCGUGCGCCUAAGCAAACCGACCAUGAGCUUCCAUCAGAUUGGACAUGCUGGAAUUCUCAGCCCCGCACAGGUACGCAAGUAUGCGCAACACUUCAUCUUCUGGCGGCGAGCCAUCGCUGUGCCACCCUUGCAUGCCAGAGAUGUGUACAUCAUCAGUCCGAACUCCUCCACGGACUCGCUCCCGACGGCAUCUCAAGCUUGGGCGAAAGCAUUUCCUCUGGCGCCACCACUCCCCAACUUUCUCGCCGACCUGUCAAAUGCGCCUAGACCGUAUAAGUGGUUCUCCCCUUCUAAGGCCCACAGACCAACGUACUUGCAGAUGCUAGCCUGGCUGAUGCGCGGUGGAUGGGUGACACAGCUCUGCACAUUCGCAUACGUCGUGGUAUGGCCCGAGAUCCAAUACGAAGUCGAGUACCAACUCGAAGCCGACGAGCUCAGGCGAUCUUCGUCCGCAUCCGAUGACGGCGCUUCCGCCGCAGACGACACUGCCCAUGAGGUCGAGUCGAGAGAAGCAUCCCCGGGAUCCACAAUCUUCUCAGACCAGCGCACAUCUUCCUCCCCCGAGGCCAUCCAACGCACCGCCAACGAGCAAGUAGCCGAGAAAGCGCGGCUCGACCGUCUCGCAGACCGCGCCUCCCGCCUACAAGCCGAGAAGGCGGCCCAGCAUGCGCGGAAGCAGGUUCCUAUCAACACGGAUCACCCAUCCAUCAAUACGGCGGCGCACCUCGCCAAGCUGGAGCCGUACAUCAUUGUCGAUGCCAAGAAAGCCACAGGCAAGGACUCGCUGUACCUGUCUGCCAUCGGCCGAAGAUUUAGGGAUCCUAAGGUCAGGGCUAGCUGGCCUGUGUUCUGGAAGUACUUCAAUGGCCGCAGCGCACUUGAGAGGAUUGCGUUGCAGGAGGAUAGUAUGAAAAGGAAGGAGGCGUGGGGUUUGUUGACGGGAAUGAGCGAGUUUCUUUUGACUGUGAGACAUUGGUAGGGUGUUGAUGAGUAUAGAUGAGUGACCUAGGAUGGGGAAAUAUUUUACAUGAGGAAGCAAUGUCAUUCAGUACACCCAGAGAUCUGCUUAGGGUACAAUCAUGGAGUUUCAUGGAGUUCGGAAUC